CUCAUUUCCCCACCCCCCCUCCCCACUUGACAGCACACACAAAUGGACCUCGAGAUUGAACGCGAGCUCAUGCACAGCUCACCGCCCACGGGCCCAGCCGAACACGGCGACGGAAAAUUUGAAAAGAUGCUCAGCGAAGCCAUGAACACAAUCGAAGGCCUGAUGCUUGUAACAGUGACGGAUGCCGAACGCGAGCCGCUAUUCCGCGAAGCCCUACCGAUCUUCCACGAGCCGCUCUUCGAGGAGACGCUUUUGGAUAAGUGCCAGGACGCCUUUGACGAUAUUAGGAAGAUGCAGAUUGGGUCUAGUCGUGUCUUAACCCUGAUAUACGGCGCAAUGCAGGUGGUUCAGUUCCGCGUCGGCCCGUACUACGGCACCGUUGUAUGCGAUAAUAUAGCCAACAUGGGCUUGGUACAUAACCUUGUUAACCGCAUCAGAUCAUGUCUCCAAGUAUUAUCUGAUAUGUCCAAGUAAUAAUAAUAAAAAUAAUUGUAUUUGA
Kickxella alabastrina is the source of this 499-nucleotide messenger RNA. RefSeq lists its product as uncharacterized. Gene Ontology annotation, biological process: cellular response to amino acid stimulus; positive regulation of TOR signaling. Gene Ontology annotation, cellular component: Ragulator complex. The coding region runs from base 43 to 474 and encodes 143 amino acids. NCBI's taxonomy places the organism in Eukaryota, Fungi, Kickxellomycota, Kickxellomycetes, Kickxellales, Kickxellaceae. The record is from RefSeq and is a predicted model, not a curated record. The transcript has a single exon.